Hermetia illucens (black soldier fly) is the source of this 4094-nucleotide messenger RNA. RefSeq lists its product as uncharacterized. NCBI's taxonomy places the organism in Eukaryota, Metazoa, Arthropoda, Insecta, Diptera, Stratiomyidae. Gene Ontology annotation, biological process: regulation of mitotic nuclear division; negative regulation of meiotic nuclear division. Gene Ontology annotation, cellular component: nucleus. Gene Ontology annotation, molecular function: protein binding; zinc ion binding. The transcript has 4 exons. The coding region runs from base 224 to 2998 and encodes 924 amino acids. The record is from RefSeq and is a predicted model, not a curated record.
CUGAACAAGACAAUUUCAACUCGGGAACGCCGUUCGAUGGACGCCGCUUAUAUUUUUGCAAAUUUUGCCGUCUUUUAAGAUGUCCUACGGCUGAACUUUAUCGCGAAUUCUGUGCGUGAACGUGUCUGGAUUCAAGUGGAUUUUGUGAUUUUUGUGUGUGACGUAUGGAUGCGGCAGGAAAUUGAGUGGAACGCAAGAAGAUAAAAUACUAAACUUUUAAAAAAUGGAGCCGUGCGACGGCUCCAGUUUGGGCGAUAGCUUUCCGCAAGCUUUUCAACAACAUCGUGGCGGGAAAAAUUGCUCAGACCUGAACACGCCUGAUACGAGUCUGAUAGCGGACAGUGGUUACUUUACUACACUGAAUAAUACUCCAAACUUUUCAUCAUUAUCAUCGACAUCAUCAAUAAUUUCGUCAAACAUCAAACCGGAAAUUUCAACCCCACAACGUUCUCUAUCAUGUAGCAGCACUAAUCUUGGUACAAUCUCAGAAUAUGGAGAGGCAAUUGCUCCGGACACUGUAAAACUAACCCCAGUCACUGAAAAUAUAAGAAACAUCUGCAACUUUCAUAUCACAACGCCAAAAGAUGAACAAUAUGCGCCUGGAACAAAGCGAAGUGCAGUAGCAAUUUUGAAUUUUCAAGAUAUCGAAAGUACACCGAAGAAACCUCGUGUCGAGGAGGAGCCAUGUGCACCGAGUGCUCAAAGUGAAUCUAGUAGUCGGACAACACCCAGGAAGUCAACUAAAUUCCGUUCGAAAAGACAAUCCUUUCGUAAAAAGCUAGCAUCAGCUCCUGACCUUGAUUGUUACUUCAUUUCGAAUAACAUCGAGAAUGAAAACAGUCCCGGAAGCACGAAUAUUUCACCGAUUUUUGAUAAGAGUGCACCUCGAGGGAGCCGGACUCCGUUGUCUAGUUCGAGCUCCAAUUUAUUACGUGCCAGUACCCCAAAAUCAAGUAAUUUGAAUUACAAUUACGGAGGAGCACCGACUGGAAUUUAUGAUGUUAAGCCGGCGUCGGUGAAAAAGUUGUUAACAUUUUCGGACUCGCAGUUCGAGCAGUUAUUGAGGGCGGAGGUGAAAGAAGAUUUGUUCUCGUCGUCGACGGUGAAAACGACUCCUCCUAUAGAAACGAACAGGAUACCGGUGACGGCUACGGCAACGAGCAGUACGAAAAAGUGUUUAGCAGAGAGUUUUGUAAGGGCCAGUUUUUCCAGCUUUAACUCCGAAACCAACGACAGUGAUGAUUGGGAUGACUCGAUUCGACCGUUGCCUUCUAUUACGUCGAAGCCAAGCAUUGAUAGUGGCUGUGAUGUCAGCUCGGAACAGGCUAGUCGUAAAUAUAGGAAGAUCUAUUCAGUUACUAGCACAGUAUUACAUGAUCGUGAACUGUCGCGCCGUCAAUUAUCAUCGUCGAGGGCACCGUUGCAAAGACAAUUUAGUAUGUGGAGCGAUGAGAGCAAUAGUGGAGAUCGAUCGCCGGUACCAACGGCGGAUAAAUCCAUCAGCAUCUCAUCUAAUGGCACAAGUAAAACAACGAAAAAAGAUAAGACUGAAACUGGAUCUCAGGGAUUUCAGGAUAUUUUAAAUAUAAAUAAUGAUUGCCAUGACAUGGAAAUUAGUACGAUUCAUGAAGACAGUGUAGAGGUAUCUGAGACGGAAGUAUCGAGCUCGGCAAACUACGAUAUAGAGUCGUCAGUUGAUUUGGCUUUGAAUAAAACGAUUGUAUGUGAGACGAAAUCUAUGUCACCUCCACGUAUUUCGCCUCCUGUAGCAGGUUCUGGACCACCUACGGCUUCGACUUCACGAAUUCCACUUCCCCGAACACCUAAGAAAAUCAAACCUACCUCGGUGGAUCAUGAACGCUUGGAAAUACUCUACCCUAUGAUACGUCGAACUCCUUCGAAGUAUAAUCCUUUGCAACGUCGAGCGGCAACAAAGCGGAAAUUAGCUCAUACUCUUUCGAAUACGUUCAAACGCCGUUGCAAAUACUACGGGGGCAACACUCAUUUGAAUAUCAUCGCCAAAUUGGAAAACUACAGUUUAAUAUUGGAUCAGAUAUUUCGUAAUCUUUCCCCGCAGGAUCUAGCAAAUAUGUGCGAGGUGUCGCAGUCAUGGCGAAAGGCAGUGAAAUCGAGUCGAUGGGCGUGGGAUCAGGUCAUCCAUUAUUUAGAAAACUGUAAGUCAUUGAAGGAGAAUGACGGGCAUUUCGAGGCGAGAGAACUAGACGCUCGCAAGGAACAAUCGGUUGAAAUUGCAAGCGAUUGUAUCAUUCGGAAAAUUCCGUUUAAUCAGAGUAAUCUCAGGAUAGAUCGAAAGCGACCCGGCGAGAUAAAUCGUUCGCCGCCGGUCAGUCCAUCGAAAAGGAAGUUUCAUGAAAAUCAGAAGGUUGUCCGAACACUAGCGCCAAAUGAAAAACUCCUCAAAUGUCCACGUUGCAACAAGUCCAGUCGAAUAUAUAACGCUUUAACAUUACAAACAGAUCAUCACAACAACAAUAACAGUAGCUAUAACUCAUUAGGAACAAGUACAAAUAAAUCAACUCACAUCCGUUCAUUAAGCGAAACAUUCCAUUCAACCUCGAACGCUUCUAAAAUUCCUUCUUCGACCUUUAUGGGCGGUCAUCAUUAUCAGACCGCUCCCGUUGAAAUGUUCAAUAAAAUUCCUUUCGUGUCCUCCACGUUUCCGCUAUCAGCACGAGACAACGGUCUCACAUCUCAGCGAAUGCGCUUCGGUAAGUCGAUGUCAUGCGAUUCAGCAUCGAUUCUAGCGUCUGAGGCGGAAACAUCACAAUAUGCCGAAUGCUCGGGACUUUCAUGUGGUUAUCGAUUCUGCUUCGAAUGCUUGUGCGACUAUCAUCCCGGAACGAAGUGUAAGUUGUACGAACCAAGCUCACCAUCGAAGGAUGAUGGCCAAACUAUGCGGUCGGGAUCUACGUCAGUUGGAAGUCGUGCGAGUAUAAAGAAUUUGCGCCGGAAAACAUUGAAACGACUUUGCUUUUAGUGGGAGGAGGAUUUGAAUUGGAAUGGCUUAUUGUAAACGAUAGGAAAUAUGACGUUCAGUUGAGGAUCGUGGCGAUUGGAAGCUUAUUUUGUUGUGAGUGAUAAUGAUUAUAUAUUUUGGAUUAGUGGCGGUGCAACGAUUGCACCUAUUUGUAUCUUAAUUCUCAAUCUUUCUCGUUCGUGUGGUGGCCUAGGAAGAAUUUCUUCCGUUUAAUCGCCACAAUUCAGAACAGAGGGGUUGCAUGCCGCAUAUUCCAGUUUUCCAAGCCAAACUUGGCUUCAAUUUAAGUCCUGACUGUUUUCUAACGUGUUCAUCUCUUUAGCCUUCCCAGAGACUUCUUUGAAUAAAGAAACCUUGGGGGAUGCAAUCCGUUUUUCUUGUCUAAGCAUUCCUUUACGCAGAGCAUAUUUUAUCAGCCACGUAAAAUAGGUUGCCACCUGCCCCGAAUUGCGUUUGUAUAUUUCCCGUCGUUUCCAUUAGUGCACACUUUUGCUAACUCUGGAUAUUUACGUUUUUUUUAUGUUCGACCACUGAGUAUCUUAUAUUUUCCUAGAGAUUUGUUAGUUUGUAAAAAUCGUGUUCCUUCUCUAUAUUUUAAUGUUAUAUUUAAGAUUUUGCCGCCUAAAGUAAUUUUUCCUUGACUUUGUAAAGUGACAUAUUUUUGGAUCCUCCCAGUAUGGUUUACUCCAACGUAGUUUGUUUUAACUGUUCCUUUCCUUAAUGUAAAGUGAUUUUAUUGUAAUUAUUUCUAGUUGCUUUCUUGUCAGUGAUUAUAUAUUUCGGCAAUCUCCUCAUUUUAAUCUCUCAAAAAUAUUUUUUUCCGUAGUUUUUAGUAGAUUAGUAAAGAAACCGAAAGAAAAUGUACAAGUAGAUUUUUAUAAGAGACAACAAACACUUCUCGAUGAACAAAAGACAUAAGAAAUUAAGUAGAAAAAUCUCUUUAGAUAGCUCUCUUUCUUGAAAUGGAAAUACUUUUAUAAAUAUAAGCGAACUUUUGUUAUUUUUUGUAUUAUGUUUUGUACGGUUAGAUUUUUCGAAUUUAUUGGAACAUUUAGAAAAAGUUGUACAACUCAAUAAAAAAGGAGUUUAUAAUGAA